AUGACAAAGAUUAUACUGCGAACCAAAUCUGCUCUUCAAUCUCUCCGAUGUAUAGUUGCUCAUGUGGAUCAUGGGAAGAGCACAUUGGCUGAUCGGCUUUUAGAGUUGGCAGGUGUUGUGAAGCCUGGGGAGCAGAGAAAUCAAAUGCUUGACCGCUUACCUGUGGAGCGAGAGAGGGGAAUAACGGUUAAGGCUCAGACUGUUGCUCUACCGUAUAAGGAUUACUUACUAAAUCUGAUUGAUACGCCUCUGGUCAUGCUGAUUUCUCAGCAGAAGUAUUUCGAUCUCUCGCCGUUUGCGACGGAAUUCUGCUCGUGGUGGCAGCAAAUCAAGGAGUUCAGGCACAAAAAGUGUCUCAGUAGUUCCUGCGUAUUAUGGCGUUUUCAGACCAUCGCCAACUUUUGGCUUGCCUUCGAGAAGAAUAUCCAAAUGAUUCCAGUCAUCAAUAAGAUUGAUCUUAGCGGGGCUGAUGUGCCAAAGGUAGAGAACCAGCUGAAGAAUUUGUUCGAGUUUGAUCCUAGUGAAUGCAUCAAAAUUUCUGCAAAAUCCGGUCACAAUGUAGAGAAACUGUUUGAUCUAAUAAUAGAUCGGAUUCCACCGCCAAACUCACAUAGCGAUGCUCCUUUCCGCGCCCAAAUUUUCGACUCAAUGUUUGAUCAUUUCCGUGGUGCCAUUGCUUUCGUUCGAGUUGCGGAUGGUCGCAUACAAAGAGGGCAAAAAAUUCAAUCUUACCAUAAUGAUAGAGAGUACGAUGUUGUGGAGGUCGGAAUAAUGCGCCCGGAUAUGACGCCAUGUGCAGCGCUUAGUGCUGGCCAGGUUGGCUACGUCAUCUGUGGUAUGAAGACUGUCAAGGAAGCUACGGUAGGAGAAACACUGUUCUGCCCUCAAGAAAGAGAGUCUGUGGUGGCUUUUCCAGGAUUCAAACCGAUAAAACCAACGGUUUAUGCAGGACUUUUUCCGGUGGAGACAUCCGAAUACGACGACCUCAAGCAGGCUGUCGAGCGCCUCAGCCUGAACGACCCUUCAGUUGUGAUCAUUCCCGAUUCCAGUCCUGCGCUUGGCUUGGGAUGGAAAAUGGGUUUUCUCGGUGUUUUACACAUGGAAGUUUUUGGUGCUCGAUUGGAUCAGGAAUAUGGAACCAGCGUCAUUUUGACCCAACCAUCAGUAGAAUACAAAGCCAUCGUGAAGGACAGUGAGACCAUCCGCAAGAAACGUUUCGCUGGUAAAGGCGAGAUCAGUAUUAUCGAUGCUAGCAAAUUUCCGGAGGAGAGCGAUAUCGAGAAGUUCUUGGAACCUAUAGUUACGGUUCGCAUCAUUGUUCCGGCUGAAAUGAUGGGCGCAGUAAACGGCUUGUGUUCUGAAUGCCGUGGAGAACGUGGAGACGUGAGUUCGAUUGACGAGAGCAGGUUAUUGAUCGUCUGGAAAUUGCCACUUGCUGAAGUGGUCAUUGAUUUUUUCGAGCGAUUGAAACGAAUCACCUCUGGAUACGCAUCGUUUGACUAUGAACAAGACGGUUACAUCGAGACAAAGCUGAUCAAACUGACAUUAACUAUCAAUGGACGAGAGGUGCCCGAGUUCUCCCAAAUCAUUCCUGCAGCUAUGGCACAAGAACGAGCAAAGCUACUGGUGCAUCGCCUGAAAAGAGAAAUUCCACGACAGCAGUUCGAAGUCACGAUCAAAGGUUAA
Ostertagia ostertagi is the source of this 1686-nucleotide messenger RNA. The record is from the annotation of a GenBank genome assembly. NCBI's taxonomy places the organism in Eukaryota, Metazoa, Nematoda, Chromadorea, Rhabditida, Trichostrongylidae.